Gorilla gorilla gorilla (western lowland gorilla) is the source of this 4727-nucleotide messenger RNA. It is a transcript of the gene FCRL3, whose product is annotated as Fc receptor like 3. The coding region runs from base 307 to 2508 and encodes 733 amino acids. Gene Ontology annotation, molecular function: transmembrane signaling receptor activity. Lineage: Eukaryota; Metazoa; Chordata; Mammalia; Primates; Hominidae. Gene Ontology annotation, cellular component: external side of plasma membrane. The transcript has 15 exons. Gene Ontology annotation, biological process: immune response; cell surface receptor signaling pathway. The record is from RefSeq and is a predicted model, not a curated record.
UGUGAAGACAAGGUAGUGAAGGAGUUUCCCAUAUGAAAAAUACAGAAAGAAUUAUUUGAAUACUAGCAAAUACACAACUUGACAUUUCUAGAGAACCCAGGCACAGCCUUGGAGACAUUACUCCUGAGAGACUGCAGCUGUUGGAAGACGAGCCCCAAUUUCUAAAAAUGUAUCACUACCAGGAUUGAGAUACAAACAGCAUUUAGGAAGGUCUCAUCUGAGUAGCAGCUUCCUGCCCUCCUUCCUGGAGAUAAGUCGGGCUUUUGGUGAGACAGACUUUCCCGACCCUCUGCCCAGCCGGUGCCCAUGCUUCUGUGGCUGCUGCUGCUGAUCCUGACUCCUGGAAGAGAACAAUCAGGGGUGGCCCCAAAAGCUGUACUUCUCCUCGAUCCUCCAUGGUCCACAGCCUUCAAAGGAGAAAAAGUGGCUCUCAUAUGCAGCAGCAUAUCACAUUCCCCAGCCCAGGGAGACACAGAUUGGUAUCGCGAUGAGAAGUUGUUGAAAAUAAAACAUGACAAGAUCCAAAUUACAAAGCCUGGAAAUUACCAAUGUAAGACCCAAGGAUCCUCCCUCAGUGAUGCCGUGCAUGUGGAAUUUUCACCUGACUGGCUGAUCCUGCAGGCUUUACAUCCUGUCUUUGAAGGAGACAAUGUCAUUCUGAGAUGUCAGGGGAAAGACAACAAAAACACUCAUCAAAAGGUUUACUACAAGGAUGGAAAACAGCUUCCUAAUAGUUAUAAUUUAGACAAGAUCACAGUGAAUUCAGUCUCCAGGGAUAAUAGCAAAUAUCAUUGUACUGCUUAUAGGAAGUUUUACAUAAUUGACAUUGAAGUAACUUCAAAACCCCUAAAUAUCCAAGUUCAAGAGCUGUUUCUACAUCCUGUGCUGAGAGCCAGCUCUUCCACACCCAUAGAGGGGAGUCCCAUGACCCUGACCUGUGAGACCCAGCUCUCUCCACAGAGGCCAGAUGUCCAGCUGCAAUUCUCCCUCUUCAGAGAUAGCCAGACCCUCGGAUUGGGCUGGAGCAGGUCCCCCAGACUCCAGAUCCCUGCCAUGUGGACUGAAGACUCGGGGUCUUACUGGUGUGAGGUGGAGACAGUGACUCACAGCAUCAAAAAAAGGAGCCUGAGAUCUCAGAUACGUGUACAGAGAGUCCCUGUGUCUAAUGUGAAUCUAGAGAUCCGGCCCACCGGAGGGCAGCUGAUUGAAGGAGAAAAUAUGGUCCUUAUUUGCUCAGUAGCCCAGGGUUCAGGGACUGUCACAUUCUCCUGGCACAAAGAAGGAAGAGUAAGAAGCCUGGGUAGAAAGACCCAGCGUUCCCUGUUGGCAGAGCUGCAUGUUCUCACUGUGAAGGAGAGUGAUGCAGGGAGAUACUACUGUGCAGCUGAUAACGUUCACAGCCCCAUCCUCAGCACGUGGAUUCGAGUCACCGUGAGAAUUCCGGUAUCUCACCCCGUCCUCACCUUCAGGGCUCCCAGGGCCCACACUGUGGUGGGGGACCUGCUGGAGCUUCACUGUGAGUCCCUGAGAGGCUCUCCCCCGAUCCUGUACCGAUUUUAUCAUGAGGAUGUCACCCUGGGGAACAGCUCAGCCCCCUCUGGAGGUGGAGCCUCCUUCAACCUCUCUCUGACUGCAGAACAUUCUGGAAACUACUCCUGUGAUGCAGACAAUGGCCUGGGGGCCCAGCACAGUCAUGGAGUGAGUCUCAGGGUCACAGUUCCGGUGUCUCGCCCCGUCCUCACCCUCAGGGCUCCCGGGGCCCAGGCUGUGGUGGGGGACCUGCUGGAGCUUCACUGUGAGUCCCUGAGAGGCUCCUUCCCGAUCCUGUACUGGUUUUAUCACGAGGAUGACACCUUGGGGAACAGCUCGGCCCACUCUGGAGGAGGGGCAUCCUUCAACCUCUCUCUGACUACAGAACAUUCUGGAAACUACUCAUGUGAGGCUGACAAUGGCCUGGGGGCCCAGCACAGUAAAGUGGUGACACUCAAUGUUACAGGAACUUCCAGGAACAGAACAGGCCUUACUGCUGCGGGAAUCACGGGGCUGGUGCUCAGCAUCCUCGUCCUUGCUGCUGCUGCUGCUCUGCUGCAUUACGCCAGGGCCCGAAGGAAACCAGGACUUUCUGCCACUGGAACAUCUAGUCACAGUCCUGGUGAGUGUCAGGAGCCUUCCUCGUCCAGGCCUUCCAGGAUAGACCCUCAAGAGCCCACUCACUCUAAACCACUAGCCCCGAUGGAGCUGGAGCCAAUGUACAGCAAUGUAAGUCCUGGAGAUAGCAACCCGAUUUAUUCCCGGAUCUGGAGCAUCCAGCAUAAAAAAGAAAACUCAGCUAAUUGUCCAAUGAUGCAUCAAGAGCAUGAGGAACUUACAGUCCUCUAUUCAGAAUUGAAGAAUACACACCCAGAUGACUCUGCAGGGGAGGCUAGCAGCAGAGGCAGGGCCCAUGAAGAAGAUGAUGAAGAAAACUAUGAGAAUGUACCACGUGUAUUACUGGCCUCAGACCACUAGCCCCUUACCCAGAGUGGCCCACAGGAAACAGCCUGCACCAUUUUUUUUUUUUUUGUUCUCUCCAACCACACAUCAUCCAUCUCUCCAGACUCUGCCCCCUACGAGGCUGGGCUGCAGGGUAUGUGAGGCUGCGCAAAAGGUCUGCAAAUCUCCCCUGUACCUGAUCUGUGUGUUCCCCAGGAAAAGAGCAGGCAGCCUCUGAGCAAGCACUGUGUUAUUUUCACAGUGGAGACACGUGGCAAGGCAGGAGGGCCCUCAGCUCCUAGGGCUGUCGAAUAGAGGAGGAGAGAGAAAUGGUCUAGCCAGGGUUACAAGGGCACAAUCAUGACCAUUUGAUCCAAGUGUGAUCGAAAGCUGUUAAUGUGCUCUCUGUAUAAACAAUUUGCUCCAAAUAUUUUGUUUCCCUUUUUUGUGUGGCUGGUAGUGGCAUUGCUGAUGUUUUGGUGUAUAUGCUGUAUCCUUGCUACCAUAUUGGGAACAGCCAAAAGAAGUUAUAGAACAAGAUUUUAAGGUGACUCUAUCUGAAGUGUAUUUUUGUACUUACAGGGUGACAUUCCCAACCAAAUUACCCUAGUUAUGAUGAAAAAUAACUUCAGCAUUUCAUUAAAGACUCUGCUAGUUUAAUAUGUGACUUCUAUUCCCACUGCAAAGACCUUAUGUGUGAAGAAUCACAUUAAUUGUAAUUUUUGCUUCAUGACAUAGUCUCAUCAUUUUCCAUACAUGAUAGAUUUCUAGUCAGUCAGUUUUAUUCUUAUAAGCACCCAUUAACCCCGAGACAAUAACCUACUAUAUCUAUGUGGCUUCUCCCAUUCUUUUCCUCUACCUCACUCCAUCUGAUAAAAAACCAUUCUAAAUCUCAUGUUCAUUAUUCCCAUGUUCUCCUAUUUCUGUCAUAUUAAUAUAUCUACAUGUUUUCCUUAAAUAUGUUUUUAUAUUAGUUUUAACUAUAAGUUAAAGACCAUAUUGUUGUAGAUAAUUUUUUUAGUACUUUCUCUUCAUGUUGUAUUUCUAAGAUUCAUCCAUAUUGUUGCGUGUUGCUAUAGUUCAUUUGUUUUUAUUGCUGUUUAGUAUUCACUUGUGUAAAAUAUCUGGCUUAAUGUUUUCCUAGCUAUCACUAUCAAAAACUCUUUCCACAGCGUGUUGAAUUUUUAAUAUGACAAAAAUGAAAAUGUACCAACAAUUUUCAGUGACUUCACCUCCAUUCUGAAAUCGUGAUGUUUCCAAAUAUCUCUGAACACCUCAAGUCCUAGGGACAACUGAGAUUAUAUUAACAUUAAUCUCUGAAUGUUGCCAGUUCUAGGCCUUCACUUGGUUCAUGUAGGAACACCAAGUCCCUUUCAAAGCACCACAUCUUCCUCUAAUCAAUAUUUCUUGGAGUCCCUAGGGAAUGUCUUACAUGCAUUCAAACAAUCACCAUUUCUGGAGAUACACUACAGGGUCACCAUAAACUCUGCUACCCUUAGGUUCCAUCACUAUGGAAGAUGAGUUUCAUCAGAAGGCACUUUUGCCCUCCGUUACGACCAGCAAAGCCAGCUAAGCCACAGCUGCUGGCCUCAAAAAAUGUGAUGAUCAAUCCACACUGCUCCCACUGGCCUCUGUUACCCUUAUCCUGGCCUUUGAGAGCAGGGCAUGAUGUCCUGCCUAUACUGAGAUGCUGAUCUCUGCCAGUUCAUGUUCAUAUUGGCAUUAAAAUUUUAAGGUCCCUUGAAGAGGGAGGAGGCAAACGUCUCUGUCUUCUAUGUGAUACACUCUGCUGUUUUUUUCUCUAUGGUGAAAAUAUGUAAACUGGUUUUGGGUACCAACCACCAGGCUGUAUAUGGAGGCUCUCCUCCUUUCUAACCCUGCUGCUGAUUUGGAAUUACCUUGCCAAGCCCCUUUGUGCCUUAUAGUGAACUUUCUCUAAGGGACCUGUCAUCUCUUAUCAUUGUUUAUCCAUUUUCUAGAUUCUGAACCCAAGAAAGAACAAAGUUCAAGAUUUUCCAUGUCUUUGUAACACUUAGCCCUGUGCAAAUCAGAGUAUGUGAGUGGAAGGAGGGGUGAGUCCUAACUGUACAUCUCGGAUAUAACAAAAGUGCAAAUUCUGAUUGCCCUGUAAAAUGAAUUAUUCUCAUGCAGUGCUCUACUUGACUUUUAUCGUUGAAUUCACAACUAAAAACCCAUAGCCCAGAAAUCUAAAAAAAGUAAUUUUAGUGGAGCCUUUGAAAAUAAAAGACCAUUGG